This is a messenger RNA of Plasmodium vivax (malaria parasite P. vivax), 4818 nucleotides long. RefSeq names its product multidrug resistance protein 2, putative. The transcript has a single exon. Gene Ontology annotation, molecular function: ATP binding; ABC-type transporter activity; ATP hydrolysis activity. Lineage: Eukaryota; Apicomplexa; Aconoidasida; Haemosporida; Plasmodiidae. Bases 1 to 4818 code for a protein of 1605 amino acids. Gene Ontology annotation, biological process: transmembrane transport. Gene Ontology annotation, cellular component: membrane. The record is from RefSeq and is a predicted model, not a curated record.
AUGGACGUGUCGAACUACGAGUACCUGCGAUACCUGGGGAUACAGAACGAAGUAAAGAGAAGGAAGGUGCAAAAAAAAAUUAGCAUCUACCAUGUGGUGGACAUUGUGAUCCUGGUUUUGCUGUUCCUGGGGUGCUACCAAUUUGAUGUGAAGCAGAGUUACAAAAAUGAAAAGGAUGUAUUUUACAGAUUUUCCAAAUCGUUGGUGGAUUUGUUUUGCCUGAACGUGUUCAGAAUAUUUUAUACCCUGGGGUUUAUUUUUUUCUACGCAAAAAUAAGUGCCUUGAAGACCCUGGAGAAGGCGCACAUUUUUUCGAGGCACUUCACAGGGAUAUUGGCCAUCAUAAAUACCCUGAAGAUGAUUAAUUUGGAAUACAUGAUGGCUAGUGGAGGACUGCCGACGGAUCAGAAGGAACCCGUUUAUGUGGGAAUCAUGAGGGGAGUUAUUAUGCUGUACAGUUUGUGCUCCUCUGUGUACUACUACCUUGUGCAUAUUCAGCUUUACAACGUGAAAAAGAGAAACAUCAUUGCGAAGGAUGAGCUGGAAAGGAUCCUUGUGAAUGACUUGAAAUGUAAAAAGUACCAAGUGUUCGGUGCGGACAUGGGAAGCAACUUGCAGGAGACGGACACGAGCACGAUGAACAACGAUUCGAUUUUGGCUGACGGGAAGAGCGCGUUGUAUUGGAACCAGUCGUACAGCAAGCUGAGCGACUCGGACGAUGUGUUCAAAAGUGUGAAGAAGCAGAAGAGCUGGUGCAGGAGGAAGGUCGCGCAGAUGGGCAGCGCCUUCGUGGAGAAGAACGUGAAGGAGGCCCUCCUCAAGAAGAAGAAGAGCUACCGCCCGGAUAAGAAGCUGGCCGGGGGGAGCGCAAGCGGGAGUGGCGGUGGAAGUGGAAGCGGAAGUGGAAGUGGCGGUGGAAGUGGCGGUGGCAGCGGAGGUAGCAGCGGGAGUGGCAGCGCGUCCUCCCCCGCGGCCAACCCGAACAUAAGCUUCCUGGAGGACAAGCUGACGUACAAAGAGUUCAGCAACAUCCUGCUGCCGUACAUGUGGCCCAGCAGGCGGGUGGACCAAAAGGGCAACAGUCUCAUUCUGCGCACGUACGUCGUUAUGAUCUUCCUGUUUAUUAUCCUCUCAAAAGUAUUCAGCGUAAUCAGCCCCAUCUACCUCGGACUAGCCUCCAACGAGGUGUUGAAAAGGGAUAUGAAGAACUCGCUAUUCUACCUGACCAUGUACGUAACCUUUUUCUUCAUCUCAAAAUUUUUGAAAGAGAUCUGUGGGAUUUUAUAUUCCCAAGUACAACAGUCAGCCUUUAUCGAGUUGCAGGAAUCAAUUUUCCAGAAAUUUCACAACUUAUCUUAUGAGUGGUUCUCCACGAAGAACGCAGGUGGGAUCAUGCGGAUUGUAGACAGAGGUACUGAGAGUGCCAACAGUUUGAUGAACUCCCUACUGAUGUAUAUCAUUCCAGCCACUAUAGAAGGAGUUGUUACCUGCAUCAUUUUUGUAAUUAAAUAUAAGAAUAGUCUCCUGGGGAGUGUCCUCUACCUGGGACUUACCCUCUACAUAUAUGCUACCAUAAAAAUUACCAAGUGGAGAAAGAAGAUAAGAAAUAAGGCGAAUAAAAUGGAUAACGUAUAUCAUGACAUUGCUCAUGAUUCUUUGAGUAAUUAUGAAAAUGUAAAAUACUUUAGCAAUGAGAGUUACGAAAUUAGGAGAUUCUGUAGUGCUCUGUCUAACUAUAAUAGGUACAAUUUGAAGAUCCUUAACAGUUUGGGGGUGCUCAACAGUAUACAGCAGUUUAUCUUAAACGCCACUUUAUUUUUCACUCUCUUCUGCGUAAUUCGCAUGAUUGUAUAUGACGGAGCGGAUAGUGGCACCUUCAUCAGUGUGGUCGUCUACACCUCCAACGUGUUUGCCCCGCUAAGCAUCCUGGGAACGCUCUAUGCCAAUAUAGUAAAAUCAUUUACAGAUAUAAGCGAUUUGACUGACAUCCUCAGAGAGAAGGUAGAAAUGGCAGAAGACUCAGAUCUGGAAGCUUUCACUCUCACAUCACAUGAAAAGAAAUUUGGAGUCAGCAUUCAAUUUGUGGAUGUAAACUUUCACUACCCAUCACAACCAAUGCAUAUGGCUCUUAAGGAUAUUAACAUUUAUAUACAGCCGGGUACCACCUGCGCUAUUGUUGGGCAUACUGGCUCGGGAAAAACGACCAUCUCGAAACUGCUCUACAGAUUCUACGAUGCAGAGGGAGAAAUAAAAAUUGGAGGAAGGAACGUUGCGGAGUAUACUAGAAAUUCGGUGAGAAAUAUCAUCGGCAUAGUCCCUCAAGACACCAUCCUUUUUAAUGAGACCAUUCGUUAUAACGUACUCUAUGGAAAGCUAGACGCAACAGAGGAACAGCUCAUUCAAGCUGUCAAGUCGGCUCAACUGUACGAUUUUAUUAUGUCUCUCCCGAAGAAAUGGGAUACUCUCGUUGGAGACAAAGGAGUCAAACUCUCCGGAGGAGAGAGACAAAGGAUCGCCAUAGCCAGAUGUCUACUGAAAGAUCCCAAAAUUGUAAUUUUUGAUGAAGCAACUAGCUCAUUGGACUCAAAAACGGAAUUUCUCUUUCAAAAAGCUGUCGAAGAUUUAAGGAAAAAUAGAACCCUAAUUAUUAUUGCACAUAGGCUUAGUACCAUUUCGUCCGCAGAGCUAAUUGUUCUGCUAAAUAAGGGAAGAAUUGUGGAAAGGGGAACCCAUCAGCAUCUGCUCAAAUUGAAUGGAGAGUACACCGAGAUGUGGAAUAUGCAGUCCAGAUCGAAUGACCUUUUUACGGAUGAUAAUUUUUCUAUUGAUGAGAAUAGGAGCGCUCCUGCGAUGAGCAAACAGGAGGGAGACAAGUCUGGGCUUGGCCAAGAGGGCUCGAAAGGAGGCGUACCCCGCGUUGGAAAAGCUAGCAGUGCCAGAAGUGCUAGAAGUGGCUACCAGGAGGAGAACCUCGGCAGCCGCAAGAAGGGCAGCGGCCAUCUGGACAUGCACAGCAUUGUGAAGGAAGCCGCGAAGAGUGCAGCGAGGAGUGCUGUGAGGGCCGGCCGGGCCAGCCUUGCCCGAGGCAGUAAAACCAGUGGCAGCAGAGCCAGCGGCAAAGCCAGCAGCAGCUGCAGCAACACGGCUGGAAGCGUGGCCAGCGCCAGGGCCGGCAGCAUGAGCAACAUGAGCGGCUCCGCCCAUCUGAGCAGCUCCGCCAAUCUGAGCAGCUUCGCCAACGCGAGCGGCAUCGCCAACGUGAGCGGCUUCACCAGCGGCAGGAGCAUCUUCAGCCCCAGCAACCAAAAUGUGAACGGCGUCUACGGGGGUGCCAAUGUGAGCAGCGCCUACGGGGGUGCUAAGGAGAACUACAGCACACUGUAUGAGGCCAAGAAGGAGAACGGCGCCAGCAUUUUCAGGGGCAGCGACGCCAGCAACGACACGGCGCAUAGCAGCUGUGGCGACGGCAGCAUGAGGAGUGGAAGUCCGCAAGGGGGGAGCGCUCGAGGGGGGAGUGUGCAGAGUGGCAGACAAAGUGAGCGUGGUAGUGCGCAGAGUGGCAGACAAAGUGAGCGUGGUAGUGCGCAGAGUGGCAGACAAAGUGAGCGUGGAAGUGCGCCCAGUGGAAGGCAAAGUGACAGAGGAAGCGUGCAGAGUGGCAGGCAAAGUGGCAGACAAAGCGACGCCGCCUCCUACAGCGAGGUGAACCACACCGCGCACGUGAGGAACGAAUCGGGCAGUGUGGGAAGCAGCAACGGGCCCGUCGAUGUGGCCAGCAUGAGCGUUGGCGGGGCGAGCGGUGGGGAUGCUCAUGUGGAGGGAGCAAUUGAUGAAGAAGCUCAUGUGGAGGGAGAGAUUAGUGAGGAUGCUCAUGUGGAGGGAGAGAUUAGUGAGGAUGCUCAUGUGGAUGGGGCGAUUGGUGAAAGUGAUCAUGUGUCCUCCGCCCACAUGGGCGUCGUCACGGACAGCAGCGAAAACAGUGCCAUCGAUGGGGGAGAGCACGUGGCCAUGGAGCCAGUCAGCAGCGAGCAUAUUACGGUAGGCCGGGGCGAGCAUAACAAUAGCGCCCUGGGCAGCAGUGCGUAUAGCGGGCUGGACAGCGGCCACAGCCCAGUGGAUAAUGAGACUAACCCAAACAGCUACAACAGCAGCAGCACGAACAACGAAAUUGACAUGCGUGGAGAAGAGAACAAUAUUAAUAAUGACGCGAACACCUUCAGUGGCAGUGGCAGCAAUGGCAAUAACAUCAGCACGAACGAUUUGGACCACCAAGACUACAGCAGUGGCUUCCAGGCGGACUACCAAAUGGAGGCGGGCGAACCGGCCCACAUGCACGAGCAGGGAGGCGUAUACGACAGGGAAGUUGUCAACGAUCCGACGGCAGCUAACGAGCCGACGGUAGCUAACGAGCUGACGACUGCUAACGAGCUGACGACUGCCAACGAGCUGACGACUGCUAACGAGCUGACGACUGCUAACGAGCUGACGACUGCUAACGAGCUGACGACUGCUAACGAGCUGACGACUGCUAACGAGCUGACGACUGCUAACGAGCUGACGACUGCUAACGAGCUGACGACUGCUAACGAGCUGACGACUGCUAACGAGCUUACCACGGCUAACGAACCCACCACCGCCAACGAGCCUACCACCGCCAACGAACCCACCACCGCCAACGAGCCUACCACCGCCAACGAACCCACCACCGCCAACGAACCCACCACCGCCAACGAACCCUCCGUCAGCUACGACUACAAUGCCGGCGCGCUGGACUAUGACUACAGUUACGAUAACGGCGCUGACGACGAUGACUAUUGA